AUGAGGAAUAUGGACUCGAAAGCUACAGAAGAAGAGGUUAGAACAGCAAUAGAAGGAGCCCUCGGGAAGCCAGACAAUGGCAGGAGGGUAGUGCGGUGCCACAAGUGCCUAGGCUUCGGACACCGAAGGGAUCAGUGCAAUGGAGCAGAUAGAUUGACCCUCUGCUAUAAGUGUAGAGGACCCGAUCACCGCAUGGCUGAGUGCCAGAUGGAACCGAGCUGCUUCCUCUGCAAAGAGGAUGGAAUGAGCAAAGAGGACUGUAAACAUGUAGUUGGACCUGGCGGCUGCAUUGUUUUCAAGCGCGUUCUGGACAGGGCAAAGAAAAAGAAAAGGAGAGCCUAA
This is a messenger RNA of Nasonia vitripennis (jewel wasp), 342 nucleotides long. RefSeq names its product zinc finger protein GIS2-like. The transcript is spliced from 2 exons. Lineage: Eukaryota; Metazoa; Arthropoda; Insecta; Hymenoptera; Pteromalidae. Gene Ontology annotation, molecular function: nucleic acid binding; zinc ion binding. The record is from RefSeq and is a predicted model, not a curated record. Bases 1 to 342 code for a protein of 113 amino acids.